AAAACAAAAUGAAUCAAAACGCGUUUGUGUUUGACUUUUGUCUCACGAGUAUCUCCGUAGUACGUUCGCUGGUGAACUGGCUAAUCAAAUUGCACUGUGACACACCGGAGGCUGCGCUUUAAUCAAUCAGAUGAGGCUGUAUUACCACGUGCGUUUCCGUCUGGCCGCAUGGUCCUCCCAAGCUCACAAAUGCGGUUAAAUUCAAAAGUCUUCGGUUAUUUAUUUAUUUAGUCAUUUAGGUUUAUAUUAAUAGCUCAAAACCAAGUAGUUUUGUAUGUUUAAAUGUUUGUCCAACAUGAUCUUUUGAGGAACUGUAGUGUUUAAUAGGCUGUUUGAGAGCGGACACUGAAGCUGCAGCUCCCGUUGACAUGGAUUUCCCUGCGAGUAAGCGACUGAAGGGCCAUCAGUUGUCAGCUGGACCCGACACGUUUGAUGACGACAUCGAUUUCACCCAGGACGACCUGGCCCAGAUUGACAUCAUUGCAUCACAGGCCAUCACUAGAGACGGUCAGAACAGCGGGUUGAAGAGAACAUUCGGUUCUGUGUUCGCUCUUGACGAGCAGAGCAAAGCACCUGUGAGAUCCAUCCGAAAAGCACUGACCCACGGAGACGAGUGCAGUAGUAGCACUUUAUAUAACGACAAAGAACCACAAAGGAAAGAUGUGUUUGGUGAUGGGCAUUCUGGUAAAGACAAAGAAGAUCUGUACUACAAACAAUUAGAGGAACAACAAGAAGAACUGAAGAAAAAGCUGAAGGAGGUAGAGGAGGAGAUCCUGAUGAAGAACGGCGAGAUCCAGGUGUUGCGAGACUCUCUGAGACUGGCCAGUCAGGAGAAAGAACAGCAGAGACAGAGCCAGCUUACUCUAGAGAAAGAGAAAGCUCACGCUCGGAGUGAACGAGAGAAGGAGCUCUCCAGGAAGGUUCAGUCACUGCAGUCAGAGUUGCACUUUAAAGAAGCCGAGAUGAAUGAAAUGAAAGGGAAACUCAAGAACGUUGAGUGUGGAGGAAAGAUAUGCGGCACACCUGCGCGAAACAACAUCCACGCUCCUGCCGGUCGUGCGUUUAUGACCAGGGAAACCUUCUCAGCCGAGCUCUCCAAGAGAACAUCUCCAAUCAAAAGGCAGUUAUUAGAGGAUGAGAAAUCAGCACAGUCCAAAAGUUCCUCGGUAGAAGAGCCACAUUCAGAAAGAAACCUCAGAUCAGACCCCCAUCAGGAAGGUUGUCCUUUACUAAACUUCCUGCUGCAGCAACCAUUAGAUCCGAGUUCUCUGGGUCUCUGUCACCUGCUGUCAAUCAGUCCUGACGCUCUGCCAAACAUCCUAUCACAGCAUGGCUACGUCAGCCCGGGAUCGUUGCCAACUUCCAGCUCGUCCUCUACUGAACUCCGAGCAUUUCAUCGCCCUCAAGCUCAGUUUCACCAACUGCAGGAUCUUGCUAUGUCUGCACUGACCGCACUAGCUCUCCGACACCCUCCGAAUGUAUUGCGUAACGGCAACACGCCGACUCUUCGACGAAGCUGCACCUCUGCGGUCCACUUCCUCCCUUUACUUGCCUUCCACAUCAGCACAUACUGUCAGUUGCUGGAAUCUGUUGAGAGUUCUGGAAAGACGUCGCUUCAUGGAAGCUCGCUGUCAGGUUCCUCCGACUCCAGCUUAGCCUUGAGUCUUGAAGAAUCGCUCAGCAGUCAAGAAGAGUUUGCAUUGGCCGCCAUGAAAGCUCUUAACCACGUAGUGUGCUACAGCAGUGAAGCUUUGGAGAUGGUGUUAUGCCACUCGGCUGGAGAGAUUUCAGAGCAAUCUGAUGUGAAUCGGCCACAGUGUUCAAAGAAUAUCCUUGGAACUGCAGAACAUCUGAAUGGCGAGAGCCCACACAGGUCCCACACCCAGCUGCCUCUACUGAGGAGGCUUCUGCAGUUGGCAGAUCCGGCGUUCGUUACCGGUGCUGGCCAGAGGGAGGCGGUAGUGAGCACUAGUCUGAGGACUCUGUGUCUGCUGGCUGAGAACGCACCAGAGAACCAGCUGCUGAGACUCAAAGAUGUCAUGUCGAGUCAAGUGUUAACUAAAUGCCUGACUCUGGAGACCUCCUGCAGGAUUGUCCAUCUGUCUGUGAGGUUCCUGUCAUUUAUCGUCUACAAUGAUGAGAUGGCCACUAAACUCUGCUCACAUGAAUAUCCAUGUCCUCUUCUGAGAAUAUUCCAGUACGUCACCUCCAGACCAGAUAAGUUUGUUUCAAAGGACGUGUGGAGUCGUUUGGAACUUGAGCUCAUUCGGUUGUUGGCCAAACUGUUGACGCAGAAGUCUGGCACAUUGGCUGCUCUGUGUGAAUCAUCCUGCCAGUGUAUUAACGAGAUGGUGCGGACGGUGGUGGUGGGUUUACACAAGCAGUGGCUGAAAACGAAAAGGCAACAAAGUCAAACGGCGAGUAAUCGCAUCUGGACGAGUCCUGGAUUCCAGGUACUGAGAGAGUCAUUAAUGCUGCUGCACUGGCUGCUGUUAAACGACUCGUCAUUUUCUGAACACUGCUUGGACGUGCUGUAUAUGUACGAUCAGGUCAUUCCCGCCAUCAGAGACACAUUCCGACUGGUCCCAGAUCUGUCCGAGAGUGAAGAACUGGCUCUAGAAGAGAUUUGCCGAUCUGAAACUGAAUAUGUUGAAGACAUGGACACUGAAACAGGGUCAUAAUGAUAAAAUGUAGUGAAGUCAGAGGUUUGGCAAUGAACUUUGUCUUGUGUUUUUCAUGUCCGCAGAUUUUGCCAUUUUUUCUAAGACUUGAGCACAAAUAUCCUGAAUUAAAGACAAUUAAAUCUGUGUCACUCUUGGGAUUCCAGAAAAUAGAUUUCCAUUGUAAGUGUAUUUCUUAUUCGUUUUCAUAAACUGAGGCAGGAGUCAAAAUCAUUAUCUGUUGUGCUGGAAAAAAGGAGUUUGUGGCAGUUUUAAAAUGUAAAAGAAAUGGCAACGAAUGCAAGAAUAAAGCUGCCACAGCAGUUUUUAAAUGUUAAAACAUAAAGGUUAAUGAAUUUAACUGAAAGCUAAUACUUAGUAACAGGUAUUAAGACGCAGUUUAAUGUAGUAGUUUGUCCCAAUACAUACUAAAAAGUAUGCACUUUCCCAUCAAUGGCAAAGUUUGUAUUUUAAGUGUGUAACAUAAGUAUGCAAUUGGCAUCUAUAACCUCACUUCCUGUACACCUCUGUGUUGGUCAAGGUUGUGGACAAAUGGAGAAUCUCUGACAAAAGUGAGAUAUGAUGUUCGUAUGUACAAAAUUUGACUUCAGAAUAAUGGUUCCAACACUUUUAUUUAAUGUUGCAAACAUAGAGAUGCAUGUAAUAUAAACUUUUGAACAUCAGUUUAACAUUUACACAGUUUAUAAAAACAAUAUCUGACAAUACACCAAAUAAAAACUAAAUAUGGAAGCCCAAAAGUGUCAUAAGCCUUUUGUAACCUUGAGAGACUUUCAUUCGUAAAAGCAAGCAUGUGUUUAUUUUAAAUUUCAAAUAAUCACGAACUCAUGAGGAACAUUUCUAAAACAUGUUGUUGCCUUCCUUUAACAUACCUGAAGUACUUUCCCCUUGCUACUAGUUCCAGGUUUCCCAGUAAGUCUUCUACAACUUUCACCAAAUCAAACAUUUUUCAACUUAAAAAAGUAAGGCUGACAAAGUUAAAUACUCUAAACUUGGGCAAUUAUAUGAUGCAGAAAAUGUUACGUUCACCAUGAUCACGGCAAAACUGUGCGUCAACGUGACCAAACAAAAAUAACAUCUGUUUGUUUUUUAAAUUCUCACAAACACACAAUGGGAAAUCUGUACUUGACAUUAAAGCUUAAUACAGACCUGUAACAAUUACCUCCUUUGGGUUUGGAACGAAAUGAAAGCGAGUAAAUGGUGAACUCUACCAUUACCAUGUAAUUUGCUGCAUAAGCUGCAUUAAAUAAGGCAUAUUCUGGAUCUUUUUACAUGAAGACACAUUAUUACACUUCAGAUGUUAAGGAACAUUCACAGACGCAUAAACCUGAAUAAAAUGUAAAUGGUGAAAAUACAGGCAGAAAAUACAAACAUCUAAACAGCAAGCUGGAAUUACGAUAAUCAUUAAGUUCACCAACCACAUUCCUCCAUAAAGUGUCAAAAACAUGUGUGCAAGUUCUCAGGACAAAAAUGAAGCUAAUGAGCCUCAUAAUUAAGGCGAUUAACGACAUUUAAAGAUGGAAAAGAGUACUGCACUGAAAAAAAGUCUUAAUCUGUAUUUUUGUUGUUUUCCAGUAAAAGUAUCUAAAUAUACUUCAAAUAAAUUAACUUGAGAAGCAAACUUGAGUAAUUUAUUAAAACUUAUUUUCAGACAAUAUAUCUUGAAUUAUUGAAAAAUCAAAUACUUUUGUUAUUACAUUUUUUUUUUUUUAGCAUUAAUCUAACAAAAUUCUGAAAACAAGAUACUGUAUAUUCUCUGAAAACAAGCCUUAAAAUCAUAAAUCAUAAAAGUAAAUAUAUUUAUAUUUUUAAGGAUAUUUAGAUAUUGUUUCUCAAGUAUAUAUAUAUAUAUAUAUAUAUAUAUA
This is a messenger RNA of Myxocyprinus asiaticus (Chinese sucker), 4543 nucleotides long. RefSeq names its product ATR interacting protein (gene atrip). The transcript is spliced from 14 exons. Gene Ontology annotation, biological process: DNA damage checkpoint signaling; DNA repair. Lineage: Eukaryota; Metazoa; Chordata; Actinopteri; Cypriniformes; Catostomidae. The record is from RefSeq and is a predicted model, not a curated record. The coding region runs from base 369 to 2681 and encodes 770 amino acids.